AUUGAGGACAGGAGGGAUGAGAGAGAGCGAGAGAGAGAAAGUUAAGAAUUAAUAAUAAUUUAUUAAAGUACAUGCGUGCCUGUGGGUGCGUGUGCCUGUGCCUGUGGGUGCGUGUGCCUGUGGGUGUGCCUGUGGGUGCGUGUGUGUGAACCUGACUCAGCAGUAUAGCAUCUGCUCUAAUUAGUUCUCCAGUUGAGAGGCUAUGAUAUACUAAUGACCAGACAUAGUGAUUAGGGUCGGCAUCAGGAACAUAGAGAUAUAAUAAUUAGCAAAUCAUUCUAAAACAUUUGGAAAUAUUUAACUUAUCAAUUACAAACCCUCCCCUGGACUGAAAUGAAAACACUAAACCCUCCCCUGGACUGAAAUAAAAACACUAAACGCUCCCCUAGACUGAAAUGAAAACACGAAACCCUCCCCUAGACUGAAAUGAAAACACGAAACCCUCCCCUAGACUGAAAUAAAAACACAAAACCCUCCCCUAGACUGAAAUAAUGUUUAAACCAUGUCACUCCCCAAUAUUCCUCCAUGUAGGCCUACCUUGUUCUGUAAAUUAAAAAUGGUCCUUAAGGCAGGUUUUGUGCACAGGUUUUAACUCCAUAUUAGCAGAGCAAAACAAGAACAUUUAAAAUGCUUGUUUUGUUUGAGUUCAGGGCGUGGCGGCUCGCCUGCACAUGGUUUGGGUAUGAUUUUAAAUGACUUUUCUGGAGAAUAAAGUAAUUUUUUUCCUAAAACAAUUUUUUUUGGAAUCAUACCACUGCAAUCCCCAAGUGAACCCAAGAUUAGCUAUGUGAUUAGUGAUAACACAUUCUUAGAAAAGUGGGAUGACUGGCAGUUGAGGGGAAAACAACAUUAAUAAUAAUAAAUGUGCACUGAAUAGAGGAUCCAAGGGUACCGUUUUAACAGAACAGGAUCUUUUAGAACUCUCCAUUGAUCAUAUGUGGUAGGAAAGGAAAAAUAUCAAACACACAGGGAUGGAUCUCAUAAAGAUAUGUGUUAGGUUGUGUUAACACAGCAGGAUUAUUUUAAACUUUAGUCAUUACAUUUGACAUUUUAGUCAUUCAGCAGACACUCUUAUCCAGAGUGACUUACAGUUUGUGCAUUCAUCUAAAGAUUCACAGUAAGUACACGUUUCCACUCCUUCAAGACAGUUGGAAAAGCAUUCCAGGUGAAGCUGGUUGAGAGAAUGCCAAGAGUGUGCAAAGCUGUCAUCAAGGCAAAGGGUGGCUACUUUGAAGAAUUUAAAAUCCCAAAUAUAUUUUGAUUUGUUUUAACACUUUUUUGGUUACUACAUGAUUCCAUAUGUGUUAUUUCAUAGGUUUGAUUAUUCUACAAUGUAGAAAAAAGUAAAAAUAAAGAAAAACACUGGAAUGAGUGUGUCCAAACCUUUGACUGGUACUGUAAAAAAGUGUGUACCUCAAACACCUUGUACCCCUGCACAUUGAUAUAGUACUGGUACUCUCUAUAAAUAGCUUUAUUCUUGUGUAUUUUAUUUCUCGUGUUAUUUUAAUUGUUUAGUUGGGAAGGGCUCGUAAGUAAGCAUUUCACGGUAAGGUUGUUAAUUUGCCGCAUGUGACAAAUAAAAUGUAAUUUGAUGAGGGAUCCAUUUAGGAUUUGUCAUCGUUACCCCUACCUCCUUGGAACAUGCAUAAAUCUGACUAUGAGUGAUCCCUGUCAGAUCCACAUUAUGACCUAAAGUGAAGAACAUUACAAAAUAUUACAUUUUCCCUCUAAUUUAUUGAAAGUGCUUCAGCAGUAACCUAUGUACCUAGGGCCUGCUUCAUACAGCAUCUGCAUACCAAACGGCACCCUAUUCCCUUGAUAGUGCUCUACUUUUGACCAGGACCCAUGUAGAUCACCAAAUAGGGAAAAGGGUGGCCCCUGCUAAAGCACUCAUUUAUCCAGCUGUAUUUCUCGCAGGACAGGAAGUUAGCGGGCUAACCCAUACUGUGUGGCUAAUUAGCGUUGGAGGCUUACACACACUGAGAAUCAAACACAGAAUUUAGCAGCUGUCGCUAACACUGCGAGGGGUCACAGAGGACUACGAGAACUAUGUAUACAAUGUUCAGUUGAGGGGUAGCUAGCAGUGGUUCUGGUUCGAUACUUCUGCAGGUGCUAACUACUAAUCCCUCACUAGGCUCUGUGUGAGUACAAUGCAGACCAAUAGAUUUUAAAGUCCGUGCCGUGCUCCAGGAUGCAACCCCACUCAGUCCUACACGCCAAACCCACAGGCGUCCAAUAGAAAUGCAAGAUAAAUUGUCCGGUCAACAGUCCAUUCAACACAUCCCAAACACUUCACCUUGGUGUGAGACUGGGAUCAGGGCUCUCUGACAUCUGCAAGAGGAUAAAUACACAUUGCACAAAGGAAAGGAUGCGAGAAAUCGUUUACAUUCAAGCUGGCCAGUGUGGCAACCAGAUCGGCGCAAAGUUCUGGGAGGUGAUUAGUGAGGAGCAUGGAAUCAACUGCACUGGGGACUAUGUGGGCGACUCAGACCUUCAGCUGGACAAGAUCAGUGUCUACUUCAAUGAAUCCUCGUUCUCCAAGUAUGUCCCCAGAGCCAUCCUAGUGGACCUGGAGCCAGGAACAAUGGAUAGUGUGCGCUGCGGACACAUAGGACACCUCUUUAAACCGGACAAUUUCAUCUUCGGUCAGAGUGGAGCUGGUAACAACUGGGCUAAGGGCCACUACACAGAGGGAGCAGAGCUAGUGGAAGCAGUGAUGGACGUGGUGAGGAAGGAGGCAGAUAACUGUGACUGUCUCCAGGGCUUCCAGCUUACCCACUCCCUGGGCGGGGGCACAGGCUCUGGCAUGGGGACCCUACUCAUCAACAAGAUCCAGGAGGAGUACCCCGACCGUAUGAUGGCCACCUUCAGCGUGGUCCCCUCCCCUAAGGUGUCGGACACGGUGGUGGAGCCCUACAACGCCACCCUCUCUGUUCACCAGCUUCUAGAGAACACAGACGAAACUUUCUGCAUCGACAAUGAGGCGAUCUACGACAUCUGCUUCCGCAAGCUCAAGCUCCCCACACCCACCUACGGAGACCUCAACCACUUGGUGUCGGUCACCAUGAGCGGGGUGACCACAUGCCUUCGCUUCCCAGGCCAGCUCAACGCCGACCUCCGCAAGCUGGCCGUCAACAUGGUACCCUUCCCCCGCCUGCACUUCUUCAUACUGGGCUUCGCCCCGCUCACUAACAGGGGGGGCCUGCAGUACCGUGCCCUCACCGUGCCUGAACUCACCCAGCAGGCGUUCGACGCCAAGAACAUGAUGGCAGCCUGCGACCCGCGUAACGGGCGCUACCUCACUGCGGCGAUGGUGUUCCGGGGUCACAUGUCUAUGAGGGAGGUGGACGAGCAGAUGCUGGCCAUUCAGAACAAGAACAGCAGCUACUUUGUGGACUGGAUCCCCAACAACAUUAAGACAGCGGUCUGUAAUAUCCCACCCCCUGGACUCAAGCUGUCCGCCACCUUCAUAGGUAACAAUACAGCCAUCCAGGAGCUGUUCAAGCGUCUCUCUGAGCAGUUCACCGCUAUGUUCCGUCGCAAGGCCUUCCUGCACUGGUACACGGGAGAGGGAAUGGACGAGAUGGAGUUCACUGAGGCCGAGAGCAACAUGAAUGACCUGGUGUCUGAGUACCAGCAGUACCAGGAUGCCACCACUGAGGAGGAGGUGUUUGAGGAUGAAGAGGAAGAAAAAGGAAUAGCCUAAAUGUAACUUUCUUAAACCAUCAAAUAAUGGGCCGUACCAACACCAACAAAAUCGUAAUGAUGGUGCAAAUGCAUCCAAUGACAUUUUUCCUGAUUUUUUGUUGUUGCUUUGUCUGAGUGUCUAUAGCAGUUAGCCCAAGCAGGGUCCCAAAAUGCCUUGUCGUCUCAGAAAUGGAUAGUGACUUCAAGUAGCACUUAUUAUGUAUAUAACCCAUAUUGAAGCCACUUUGUAAUUAACUUCUUCUCCUGAAUGCAUUAUGUGUUACGUAAUAUUUAUAUUAUUAAAGUUAAGAUUUUUUUACUGCACAAUGUUUGGAAUUCUAUUUCUAUGGUUGGUGGGAGUCAAAGUUCACCUUUAUAAUAAAUGAUUGCAUGCAUCUAUCAUCGCAUUUACAGAGGAACAAUAAAAUAACAUUCCUAAUGUCAUAAGGAGGUCUAGGCUACAGGUAUGCACUAUGCUAUUUUAGACAUAUGUGAAGCAGCUCGCUUGCCAGCCAUGGUCCCAGCAAUUUGAAGAAAUAUUUUUGAAUUUUGCGCGCUGACUUUUCAGCGGAAUGAUGUCGAGGGGUUCCGCCUGCCCUAGAAAGGUUAAUACAAUUAGUUGACCUAGGCUACAGCAUACAAAGCAGAAAGAAUACAAUUUCCAAAUAAUCAGCUGGACAAAAAUGGUUGUCUGUCUGAGCGACCUGCUCCGCCCGCAGCAUGAAACAUGUGGCCACGCCGCAAUGAUCUCUGUCGGGAAGCGCAGGCUCUCUAGCCUACAUUCGGUAAUAGUAGUCCUAGUCACUGCAGCCUAAUAUGUUAAUUUAACUCACGACUUAAAAGUUCAUCGAACUCACAAAUUUAAAAAGACCAUUCUGAAUAGAGGCACAUUCGGGGCUUUUCUAAACACAUUACAUGGAGACAAGUAGAAUAUUUUUUAAUACCACAAAAAUUAACAAAAUGACACAGACAAACUUAGAUAAUUAUAAACAAUCUUGUCUUGAGUGUAACCAAUAGCCUAGGCCUACGGAAAGAGGGGAGACAAACAGAUUGUACCAUAUGACAUCCAUCGAGCCUGGUGGAGAAAAUGAUAGUCCUAAAAAAAAAAAACUUUCCAGAGGCACAGACUCAAUGAUAAAGAGUGUGACGGCUGGGCUUAGUCUCGGAAACCCGACCAACAGGUAACCGCAGUGCCCAGGGUCAUGAUCCCACCCAGACUGUCUUGGUAAAUUCUAAAUGGGAAAAACUAAAUGUUCCCGGGGAGGGUCCUUUUCAGACAGACAACUAUCCCAACAAAUGGCCUGUAGGCAGACAUGCCAGAACAUUCAAAUUCAAAACGAAAGUGGCUUUCAGAUGUAUAUUUUUAGGCCACCUGUGGAGUAAAUGUCAUUCCGGUUCAUCUGCUCUGUCGUAUUGUCAUCACAUGUUAAGGUUGAACACUGAGUUCCUCAAAAGCCUGUGCAAAACAAACUAAGUUGGAAUAGUUACCACUUUAUUACUAUAUGUAAUCAGUAAUGUUAGUAUUAUUAAUAUUAUAUUGGAAUAUGUAAUAUGCGUACAUAUUUAAGGAAGGUUUUAAUUUGCAGUGUACAAACUUAAACAUGAUGAACAGAAAUGACAUUUACUCUAACGGGUGGCCAAAAAUACAUAUAUGAAAGCCACACCUCCAAUCUUCUGAUAGGCUGCCACCUCUACAAGAUAUUAUUAAAAAGGUAAAAAUAAUACUUUCACAAGAGGGAUUCAUCAAAGACCGUUUUCAGAGGGGUUCCUCAAGGAACCUUUUUGAACUGGAAAUGUUCCCCCAGUGUGGUAAUUCUUUCAGGAUCAGUUUAGCCUUUUGUUCACAACUAAUAACAUCACAUGGACAGGGGGAAUCUGUUGCUAGAUCAACAUUCCUAUCCUGAUUCAUGGAAAGAGAAGACUUGUGGACAAGAAAUAUCUGAUUUCUUCACCCCGUGAAGGUACUAGCAGCUAGUAUAUUUUGUUUAAGUUGUAUUAAGAAGAUUAUUAUCUGCAACUGUGGCUGAGCACUCACACACUUAAUUAUCAACAAUAACUGUACACUCAUAGAAAACAUUUCUGGGCUGUCCCAUAAAAGAACCCUUAUUUGUACCUGGUACAAUCCUUUUGGUUUUCAUGUACAGUUGCUUGGAAAAGUAUUCACCCCCCUUUGCAUUUUUCCUAUUUUGUUGCCUUACAACCUGGAAUUAAAAUAGAUUUUUUGGGGGGGUUGGUAUCAUUUGAGGUACACAACAUGCCUACCACUUUGAAGAUGCAAAAUACUUUUUAUUGUGAAACAAACAAGAAAUUAUA
This is a messenger RNA of Oncorhynchus keta (chum salmon), 6000 nucleotides long. Its product is annotated as tubulin beta chain-like. Gene Ontology annotation, biological process: mitotic cell cycle; microtubule cytoskeleton organization. Bases 2369 to 3706 code for a protein of 445 amino acids. Gene Ontology annotation, cellular component: microtubule; cytoplasm. The transcript is spliced from 4 exons. NCBI's taxonomy places the organism in Eukaryota, Metazoa, Chordata, Actinopteri, Salmoniformes, Salmonidae. The record is from RefSeq and is a predicted model, not a curated record. Gene Ontology annotation, molecular function: GTP binding; structural constituent of cytoskeleton; GTPase activity.